GAUACUAUUUCUUUUGUGCUUCACAUGCAUCUUUUCUGGUUUUUACAAGGAGCCUGAAAAAAAGAGAAUGAUGCUCUCAAGAUCACCUGUUAAAAGUUUUUAAACUGGGAACACACAGAUACAAGCCUUUGGGACUAUUUUCUUCAAUUAACUCCUGCCACGGGAAUAUGGCCUUCUUGCAGAUCUGAGAGUAAUAAAAAUUCCAUUGGAAAAGUUCACAUACUGCUGUUAGCAACAGGGAACAAGAUGGACUAUGUGAUAAAUGGAACAGAUGAAGGAUUUACCACCACUGAAUUUGACUAUGGAGGUGUAGUAACACCAUGCCAUGCUAAGGCUGUCCAAAAAUUUGGUUCUAAUGUCCUACCAACCCUUUUUUCUUUGGUGUUCAUCUUUGGUCUUUUGGGCAAUAUGCUAGUUGUAGUGAUCCUCAUCAAAUAUAAGAAGUUCAAGAGCAUGACUGAUAUAUACCUGUUAAAUUUAGCCAUCUCUGAUUUGCUUUUCAUUUUCUCACUCCCAUUUCGGAUUUAUUAUUCAGCAAAUGACUGGGUGUUUGGAGAUGCAAUGUGCAGAAUUAAUUCUGGAAUCUAUUUUUUAGGCUUCUACAGUGGAAGCUUUUUCAUCAUCCUCUUGACCAUUGAUCGGUAUUUAGCAAUAGUCUAUGCAGUGUUUGCAUUAAAAGCCAGAACAGUACUAUAUGGCAUCAUCACAAGCAUUAUCACGUGGAUCCUGGCACUUUUAGCCUCUUCGCCAGGAAUAGUCUUUUAUAAGGUACAAAUGGAAAAUGAUAGGAAAACAUGCUCUUUGCAUUUUCCUCAAGAAACUAACUUUCCAUGGAAUAAGUUCCUUACACUGAAAUUGAACUUCAUAGGCUUGAUUUUUCCAAUGAUGGUUAUGGCUUUCUGCUACGCACGCAUCAUAAACACUUUGCUGAGAUGCAGGAAUGAGAAGAAGAACAAAGCAGUCAGGCUUAUUUUUAUCAUUAUGAUUGUUUACUUCCUCUUCUGGGCCCCGUACAAUAUUGCUCUUCUGCUCCAGUUGUUUCAAGCUGAUUUUUCUCUUGAUAAUUGUAACAACUUAAGUAGUAUAGGUGUAGCAAUUCAAGUGACAGAAACACUUGCAAUAGCUCAUUGCUGUAUCAACCCUGUGAUCUAUGCUUUUGCUGGUGAGAAAUUUAGAAAAUACACCAUUACCUUUUUCCGAAAGCAUGGUGGUCACCGUCUGUCAAAAUACUGUGUCUUCCUGUAUCGAGAACCUCUGGAGCGGGCCAGUUCCACGUACUCUCAUUCUACUGGAGAGCAAGAUAUUUCAGCAGUCUUGUAAAGCAUGUCUCUAGGAAAAAGCUGGACUGAUUUUUACUGGUGCAUUUUUAUGGACCUCUGCAAUACUGGACUUAAGGGACACUCUCAAAGGGUUGGGUCACUUUUAACAAUACAGCUUUGGUAUUGUUGUGAAUAGGCAUGAUGAAAGACAUAGAUGAAGCUUUGUUUUACUAUGACAAUUCACAAACCAUGCUAUAUAUCAAUGUUCAUGUAAUCUCAGUGGAAUAAUUAUAAAUGUAAUAAGGCAUUUUGCAAACAGGGAAGAUAGCCUUUGCUUGAGCAGACCAUAUUAUAUCUGACCGCAUUUGAGAUGAGUUUGAAGCAUCUUUUGCAGCAGGACAUACGUUUACUAAUUCUAAUGCAAUAUGAAUGACUACAGGUUAAUUCUGUUCAGUGACAUUUAAUAAGUUUCAGCUCCUUGAAAAAGCAGGAAAUUCCUAUUUUCUAAAUUCACUGAGGCUACACUUCUAUUCAUACUGUUCUGGGAGUAAGAGCUCUUUCUCACAUUCUGCUAUCUGUGGCAUGAAGAUGCUUUGCAAAUUAUUUUUAUAGGUCAUGUCCUCAUGAAUAUGCCUUCAUCCCAUCCUCAAUCAACUGCAGAGGCAGCGUUGAUGCAAACAACAUAAUUUGGAAAUGCACAGGCGCUGGUUCCCCAGGUGUCAAAUGCCCUUUCUACCCUUAGAGAUGUGAGACUGAACAUGGGAUCACCUGCAUGCCCAACAUGAACCUUCCCCAAUAGGAUUAACCUGACUAUCGAAUUUUAAAAACAAAAUGUGACAAAUGUGGUGCAAAUCAUAAAUAAGAAACAUAUUGCUUUUUAUCAGGCUACAAUCAUAUUCCUGGCUACAUGACAUUUCAACUGAAAACAUUGGAAUGAAGUUACUAAUAAAUGUGUUUAUAGCUGUCUUGUUAGAAAUUGAACCAUACAAGUUUGUUUUGUAUUGACAUGUUAAAUCAUUAAAUAUU
Messenger RNA from Python bivittatus (Burmese python), 2285 nucleotides. Its product is annotated as C-C chemokine receptor type 5-like. Gene Ontology annotation, molecular function: C-C chemokine binding; C-C chemokine receptor activity. Gene Ontology annotation, biological process: positive regulation of cytosolic calcium ion concentration; immune response; positive regulation of monocyte chemotaxis. Lineage: Eukaryota; Metazoa; Chordata; Lepidosauria; Squamata; Pythonidae. Gene Ontology annotation, cellular component: membrane; cytoplasm; external side of plasma membrane. The record is from RefSeq and is a predicted model, not a curated record.